CCCCCUGGCCAAGUGCGGUGCACGCCGGGCCUUGUAGUCUUGUUUUCCAGAGAGGUCAGGGCUGGGCAGCUACUCCGGGAGGAGUCGGCCGGCGCAGGAUGUGAGCUCACAGCCGGGAUUGCUGGCGGACCGGCGACCACAGGCCCAAGGCCGGUGCGGAGUCCACCCGCCACUCGGUAGGGAGGAGAGGCACCCUGGAGGACGCACUGAGAGUAUGAGGUUCUGGCCUCCAUCAGCCACUCACUUGUGACCACUUCCACCACGGCGGAGUCUUCCAAGCCUACCUCCUGCCGUGUGGUGAUCUACCUGCAGCGGGAGAUGUCUGGGGACACCUGUCUGUGCCCGGCCUCAGGGGCCAAGCCCAAGCUAAGUGGUUUCAAGGGAGGCGGGCUGGGCAACAAGUAUGUGCAGCUCAAUGUUGGCGGCUCCCUGUACUACACGACCGUGCGGGCCCUCACCCGGCACGACACCAUGCUCAAGGCCAUGUUCAGCGGGCGCAUGGAGGUGCUGACUGACAAAGAAGGCUGGAUCCUCAUCGACCGAUGUGGAAAGCAUUUUGGCACCAUUUUGAAUUACCUCCGAGAUGACACCAUCACCCUCCCUCAAAAUCGUCAAGAAAUCAAGGAAUUGAUGGCUGAAGCAAAAUAUUACCUCAUCCAGGGGCUGGUGAACAUGUGCCAGACUGCCCUGCAGGACAAGAAGGGCUCCUACCAGCCCGUGUGCAACAUCCCCAUCAUCACAUCCCUGAGGGAAGAGGACAGGCUCAUCGAAUCCUCCACCAAGCCCGUGGUGAAGCUGCUGUACAAUAGAAGCAACAACAAGUAUUCCUAUACCAGCAACUCUGACGACCACCUGCUGAAGAACAUCGAGCUGUUUGACAAGCUGUCCCUGCGCUUCAAUGGCCGGGUACUCUUCAUCAAGGACGUCAUAGGUGAUGAGAUCUGCUGCUGGUCCUUCUAUGGCCAGGGUCGGAAGCUGGCAGAGGUGUGCUGCACCUCCAUCGUAUACGCCACAGAGAAGAAGCAGACCAAGGUGGAGUUCCCAGAGGCCCGGAUCUAUGAGGAGACACUGAAUGUCCUACUCUAUGAGACCCCCCGCGUCCCUGACAACUCCUUAUUGGAGGCCACAAGCCGGAGUCACAGCCAGGCUUCCCCCAGUGAAGAUGAGGAGACUUUUGAACUCCGGGACCGAGUGCGCCGCAUCCAUGUCAAGCGCUACAGCACUUACGAUGAUAGGCAGCUCGGCCACCAGUCUACUCAUCGAGACUGACGGGCCCCUGCCGUCCUGUGGAGCUCCAACCCCACUGGCCACUCCUUGCUGCUGCCAGCUAGAGUCAGCUCCAGCAUGCAGAGGUGAUGGGUCCUGCCUGGGAGUUCAGAGUGCCUGCCAGGGCCCCUCCCCCCCCAGUACUUCCAGAAGCUUCUCCCAACAGGAAGAUGCUUCUGCUCUGGGGGGCAUGGACCCACACCUCCGGCUAAGAAGCCAUUCCCAUGAGGAAUGUCGUCACAGGGGAGGAACGGCAGCUUCUGGUGCUAUGGAGGCCUCCUCUUUAACAGGAGGGGCUUCUUCAAGGAUUUUUAAGCAUAGGUUUGACAAGCUUGGGUUUUAAAUAAUAUAGAUGUCGGAUGUAGUGGUGCAUACCUUUAAUCCUAACUUAUCUGGGAGGCUAAAGUGGGAGAUCAAGUUUUGUUGCCAGCCUGGGUAACUUAUCUAGACCUUAUCUCAAAGAGUAAACUUCUAUCUAGAGGACCAGGCAUGGAACUCAGUGGUAAAGAGAUUGUCUGGCCUGUGCAGUCUACCUGAUUCAGUCCCCAGUACCACCAAAAACACACACAAAAAAAACUAAGAAUUAUUUUUGCGUCUCAUGAGUGAAGACUGGGCAUUUUUGUUGCCCCCACAGGGUGCCAGAACCCUGUUUAAGGCAGACCCCUCUGUCUAACCCUCCCCCUUGCCUUUGAGAUCUAUCUUGAAAGCACUUUGUACUUUUAUUCAGGAGAUUUUUACUGUGUCCUAACCCGUAUCUUUCUCACCUGAAUCCCCUUUCCUGUAGAAACAGCUUGAGAGAGGGGAUAAAGAGGAAGCAAUUGAUUAGCUGGAGCUGGUAGUAUGUACCUAUAAUCCCAGCACUUGUAAGGCUGAGGUAGGGGAAUCCCCAAAUUUGAGGCUAAUUUGGGCUGUUCAGUGAGACUUGCAAAGAAAAAAAAAGAAAAGAAAGAAAAGCAAUAAAAAAAAACACAAACAGCUUUAGCUUUGCCAGUCUUGGCCGGCCAGCCAACCUAAAGGGCACCAAGGAAGGAAAGUUGGGACCUGGGGUCUUACUAGCAUCUUGUGAAAAGACCCUACCCAACCUCAUAGGGCCACUUCACUGACUCCUUGCAUCUAACAGGGUUCUUUUUGACUCUUGUCCUUUGUUGCCCUCAGUCCCAAGACACAAUGCCCUUUUAUACUGUAAAACCAAAAGCUGUCAUGGGGGCAGAGAGCGCCUCUGGACCAGAAAUACAUGGAAGCCACAGCAAGAAGGCAGCAGAACCCAAGCAUUGCGCAUUGCCGGCCUGUGUGCCCAUUAGCUGAGGACAGCAAACUGGGAUCCCAGCAGACUGUGCAUCAAUGGCUCAUCCUGAUAUCCAUGUUCUUGGAGAAGGCGGUUCUGCCACGUGGCGAGUGCAUACAUACAGUGAUGGGAAACCUUUCUUUUAGGUCGCUUGGCCUGGAGAUGCCAAGCACCAGACAGGGUGUGAGUUUCUCCUCAUGACUUUGGUUCUCAUCGCCUUGUUUGGCUUGGAGCUUAUCUGAAUUGUUUGCAGAGGAAUGCUGAGGGAGAGAACUGAUGGUCUCUGCUGGACAGAGCAUCGUGGCCACAUGCAGUGCCUGCUUCCUUGGGGAAGAGCACGGCUGAUCAGGUUCAGUUUGUCCCUGUGUUGACUACUCGGGAUCACCUAGUGGCUACACAGAGCUGACUACUGGAAAAUGCCAGGCCCAGAGUUGGGCAAUAUGACUUAGUCAGGCAUUUUAUGUUAAGUCACAGUCUUGAAUGUAGAAAUAGUUGUAAGACUUAGAUCAGGCACCUUAGUGAUCAGCUACUAAUUCUUAUAGCCUUCACUGGAAUUAAGACAAUCCAUUUCUUGCACAAAUUCAAGCUUUGGCUUUGUGUCUUUUCCAGAGAGACUGGAAUGCUUCAGCCUGAGGCCACCAGCCUAUUUUCUCAGCUGUUCUCAUGAAACCCUUUAGAACUCAAAAUUCCCAGCUCCCCACUGAGUAUUCCCAUGCUUGUUCUUUGACCCCCAUGUCCCCUUUAGCCUCUACUUGCUUUAAUAUUCAGGCCCUCAGCUCUUCGUGGUGUCUAGUCCUGGGUUCUAAGAAAGCACAGUAGUCCGAGGCUGGGCAUUUAUAUUCUUUGACUGGAAAUAACCUUGGUCUUAAAACACUAACACUGAUCUUAGCUUUGUUGAGUGGACCUUGUGACUUAUGGGUAUGAGGAAUCUCUAGUCCCAAGGGAUGAAAACACAGGUCUUGACACUAUGAAUUUUCCAAAGAAAAGCAGCCUAUGGGAGAAUAAAAAGAGUAGGGAAGGUCAAACUGUCAAUUUCUGAAGAAACUGGGAUUUCUUCAGAAAUAAAACCCAGGACUGGGUUUUAUUAAAUUUGGUAUGCAACCAUCGUCUGUCCAAAGGAUGGCACAGAUUCUGGCAUGAGAGAACUUUUCCUUUGUCAUAUAACUGCAAUCCUUUGUGGCUCAGCCUAAGUGAUGGAAGUAAACACUAAUUUCUAAUAAAAUUGUACAAUGCUA
Molecule: messenger RNA, 3786 nt
Organism: Perognathus longimembris pacificus (Pacific pocket mouse)
Lineage: Eukaryota; Metazoa; Chordata; Mammalia; Rodentia; Heteromyidae
Gene: Tnfaip1
Product: TNF alpha induced protein 1
Exons: 7
Coding region: 319-1269 (316 amino acids)
Biological process (GO): protein homooligomerization; proteasome-mediated ubiquitin-dependent protein catabolic process; negative regulation of Rho protein signal transduction
Cellular component (GO): Cul3-RING ubiquitin ligase complex
Molecular function (GO): protein binding; ubiquitin-protein transferase activity
Source: RefSeq, a predicted model, not a curated record